Messenger RNA from Eriocheir sinensis (Chinese mitten crab), 3618 nucleotides. Its product is annotated as long-chain-fatty-acid--CoA ligase 1-like. The transcript is spliced from 12 exons. Gene Ontology annotation, cellular component: membrane; endoplasmic reticulum. The record is from RefSeq and is a predicted model, not a curated record. Lineage: Eukaryota; Metazoa; Arthropoda; Malacostraca; Decapoda; Varunidae. Gene Ontology annotation, molecular function: long-chain fatty acid-CoA ligase activity. Bases 309 to 2315 code for a protein of 668 amino acids. Gene Ontology annotation, biological process: long-chain fatty acid metabolic process.
UCAGUGUGCUCCUGCCCAGUGUUGGUUCAACCAGCGCAGUGCCAGCCUGUGCCGGGUAGUGCCCGUCGUGUGGCCCUCGUCGGGACAAUCUGUGGAGGCAACUCUCGCAGCCUCAGCGUCGCGGUGUCGUGAAGGAGUGUGUUCCCCGCUGUGCCCUCCACCCUUUGGUCAUGUGAUACUCGAGGCUGAGCGGCGCGCCUGGACUCUACUCUGGCAACAACGACCUGACCCUCGACGGUCGACGGGGAGCGAGACGCGAGUGACGGCGACGAGUUGGUGGACGAGCGGCGAGGCUCCCGUGCAGCAGGAUGGGCCCCAAGAACCCCGCGGAGGUCAUCCCCGACCACCCCAGCAAGAUAUGCUACAGGCCAGUCCGCGUCCCCCUGCCGCUGGAGGAACAGUCUGACAUCGUCAAAGGCAGCGAGCUGAUCCGCGUGUCCAAGCUGUCCAAGGAGGCGAAGGAGGCAAAGUUCAUGAAGUAUGUCUACGAGGACACGAGGACGCUGUACGACGUGUUCCGAAGGGGCGUCAGGGAGUCCAACAAUGGGCCGUGUCUGGGUUACCGCGAGGGCCCGGGCAAGCCGUACCAGUGGCUGCACUACAAUGAGGCGCUGCUGAGAGCCAAAAACUUUGGCGCAGGUCUGGUGUCCAUGGGCCUCAACCCGGGUCCGGAGACCUUCGUCGGGAUCUACGCCCAGAACUGUCCCGAGUGGAUUCUGACGGAGCAGGGACUCUACUGCCAGUCCAUGGUGAUCGUACCUCUGUAUGACACGCUAGGGCCUGAGGCUUGCAACUUUAUCAUUAAUCAAGCCUCCAUCACCACUGUGGUGUGCCAAGAUGACCGUAAGAUGGCCCAGCUGCUGCAAUCACCACCCAAGUGUCUCAAGAGGCUUAUUGCAAUCAAGGACAUCUGUGCUGAGACCUCUGACCGUGCCAAGAAGCUUGGGAUCACCAUAAAAUACUUUGAGGAAGUGGAAAGCAUGGGGGCGGCGAGCCAGCUGCCCGAACUGGCCCCCAAGCCCGGCGACCUGUGCACUAUCUGCUACACCUCCGGCACCACGGGCAACCCCAAGGGCGUCAUGCUGUCCCAUGAAAACAUUGUUGCAGACGUCUCCGCCACACUCCUCCAGCUGGCCGAACACAAGCCGCACAAGAGUGAUGUGUUAUUAUCCUUCCUACCGCUGGCGCACAUGCUGGAGCGGUGCUGUGAGGUGGCCGUGUAUAUAGCCGGCGGUGCUGUAGGCUUCUAUUCCGGGGACAUCCGUAACCUUGUGGAUGACUACAAGACACUGCGCCCCACCAUCACCCCGUCCGUCCCUCGCCUCCUCAACAGAGUCUACGAUAAGGUCACGUCGGCGGUCAACGGAUCAGGGAUAAAGAAACUCAUGUUGAAGAUGGCACUGGCCAGCAAGAAAUCAGAACUCGAAAGGGGUGUGAUAAGGAGAACCUCCAUAUGGGACAAGCUGGUGUUCAAGAAGGUGCAGGACGGCAUGGGUGGCCGCCUCAGGCUGCUGGUGGUGGGCUCGGCACCGCUGGCCGGCAACGUGCUGACCUUCAUGAGGGCGGCGCUGGGAUGUGUGAUCGUUGAGGGCUACGGGCAGACAGAGUGCGGAGCUCCGGCCACCCUGACCAUCCAGGGCGACUACAAGCCUGACCAUGUGGGUCCGCCCAUCGCCUGCAAUGCCAUCAAGCUGGUGGAUGUCCCAGAGAUGGACUACUAUGCUUCACAGAGCCAGGGUGAAGUGUGCAUCAAGGGCACCAACGUGUUCUUGGGCUACUUCAAGGACCCAGAGAAGACCCGGGAGACCAUGGACGGCCAGGGGUGGCUCCACACGGGGGAUAUAGGACAGUGGCUCCCUAAUGGCACUCUAAAAAUAAUUGACCGUAAGAAACAUAUAUUCAAGCUGUCACAAGGCGAGUACAUUGCUCCUGAAAAAGUAGAGAAUAUUUAUGUGCGGUCGCAGUACGUUGCUCAGGUGUUUGUGCACGGCGAGAGUCUUAAGUCCAGCGUGGUGGCCAUCGUGGUGCCGGAGGUGGAGGCCGUCAAGGAGUGGGCCCGGGAGCAGGACAUCCCCGGCACGCUGUCCGUCCUGUGCGCCAACCCCCACGUCAAGCAGCUCAUCAUGGACGACAUCACCAACCUCGGGAAGGCGGCCGGUCUCAAGUCCUUCGAACAGGCCAAAGACAUCUACCUUCACCCCGACCUCUUCAGCGUGCAGAACGGCCUCCUCACGCCAACCCUCAAGUCCAAGCGGCCGCAGCUUAAAAAGUAUUUCACCCCACAGAUCGACGACAUGUAUGCCAAGCUUCCCUAGAGCGCCGGGCCAGGUCAGCUAGCAUACACUUGUUACUUAACGGCGUGCUGAGUGUGUAUGUGUGUGCGUGUAUGUGUGUGUGUGUGUGUGUGUUUCAAGUCCAGAGUGUAAGUAACUUUGAGUGGAUGUAUUGAACAAUUUGACUUGUGCCUCAUAUUGCCUGUAUUAGACAAUAUUUUAUGUUAACAGUAGACACAGAUUCUCAUUAUUUAUUUGAAAUACAUAAUUAUGGUUAUGCUUGGAGAUUACUAUCAAACAUGUUCAUAGUGAAGACCAAGGAGUCACUAGGCUUGACAUGGUUGUACAUAUAGGUCAAAACGAGAAGACUUUAUCAGUGUACGUAGUCAGGUCACCUUCUAUACAUAGUUUGCGGUCGUUCAUUGAUGGUACUUUUAUCUUCAACAGCUUCAGUGUUUUAACAUUCAGCUUUAAAAUUUUCCUAAGCUUCAUUGUGAAAUUAAAAUAUUUGUGAGCUAUUUUUUAGGGGCUAUAGUUUUUUUUUUUUUUAUGCCUAUAGUCUGGUUACCAGCUGUUUCAGUGCCACCAGAAUGCAGGUCUUCAUUUGAAAUGUUUAAAGUUAUGGAGUAUACUCGCAUUUCCCAGAUUGUUUCAUGUGCAAUAAGAGUGUUGAGUUAACAACAAUUACAAUUUUACAAAACUAUAUAUUGAAAAGUGGACUUUUACAUAUAUUGUAAAAAUGUUCCCCUUUGUUAUGAAGCAUUGCUUGUACAGUUUUCUGGUGUGAAAUAAAUCAGUUGCAUGAUCUCUUUGGGUGAAUGGAGGUGUAGGCAAACUUGUGCAAAAGUCAGUUAAAGAAAAUUUAUUAGGAAUAAAUCAUAUUUAUUUCAAACCAGGUAUUUCCUAAUGCAUAGUGAUGUAUUCAAGGCAAGAGAUAUUCUAGUCAGUCUGCUGGAUUAGUAAUAUCACGGUGCAAGGUGGUGAGGCGCCCACCACUGGUUGUGUGUUUGUGAGCUUCAUAUCGGACUCAGUAUGAAUAUGAUAAACAAUGUCACAAGGUGUUUAGCUAUGGUACCAGUGUGUAUGUACAGUCACAGAUUAUUCUAAUUACACUUACUAAGAGGGUGGAUUCACGGUGACCACAGGCAGCAAUAAUUGUUAGAGAGUGAGGGGGAACAAGGGUGAUGGAAGUGAACCCAAAUGCUCCUGAGUUAUCUUUUACCUUUGAAGGACUUCAGUGAAUCAAACAGGUUCUAUGUUUUGUUCAUAAAGAUAUUAAAGUUUUGUAAUAUCAUAGGCUGUUUGAGGGAGUCCAUAAUUAUUUCCAAUAAAUAUGAAAAUUGGA